Molecule: messenger RNA, 5407 nt
Organism: Maniola jurtina (meadow brown)
Lineage: Eukaryota; Metazoa; Arthropoda; Insecta; Lepidoptera; Nymphalidae
Exons: 5
Coding region: 116-5335 (1739 amino acids)
Molecular function (GO): protein binding
Source: RefSeq, a predicted model, not a curated record
UUUGUCAGCAAAAUACUUCAGUUGUGAUUUUUUGGUGAUUUAUUUCCACAUUAUUUGAUAUUUGUGUUAUAAAAUGUAGACGAAUUAUUUUUAUUAGUGUUUUUUUUAUUUCAUUAUGUCUUCUUGUAAUUCAUUUAAUCUCGAUAAUGUUUUCAAAAGAUUCAAAGUUAUGGAAUUUCCAAUAUCUUAUGUGGGACUUUCUACAACGCUUGAGUUGGACGUGGAAGUCGAUCUUAAUGUUUCUGCAUAUCUUAAAACAAUCUGCGGAGGAUGUUUAAUGAAAUUUAACGAGGCUUACGAAAUAUCUGCAUCACAUCGAGCAUUUUUUAUUGCUCCCAAAGAUAGUCAUACUAUAGAUGUAACAUUCACACCUAGAAAUGAAUGUAUCUCCAAAGCAAGGCAUUCUAAAAACUUUGAUACCAGAUUCGUGUUUGACUUGAGGUUAAUAAGAGUAGACGGAAGGCGAUGUUGUUAUGAUGAAUUCCAUUCAGAAAUUGGUAGAUACUAUAUAAGUGGCCAAUUUGAAGAUUGCAAAGUGUUUCAUACGCCUGAAACUGUAAACUUUGGAAAUGUUAUAAUUAAUACCAAAAUAACGAAAUUUAUAAGAAUACGCAACGAGUCUAGUAUACUGAGCGCUAAAAUGCAAUACAAUAGAGUUGCUGGAUUUGAGGUGUCACCUGAGAAUUUUACUAUAUUACCGAAUACAUCAAUAAAAAUUUAUAUAACAAUAAAACCUACAUCUUUAAAAUUAAAAAAUACGAUUCAAUUCAAAAUUAUUAACCCACACGAUACUUUUUCUCAAAAUAUCGGAGAUAAUUUUAUAACCUACGUUGUUCACUUUAAUUUAAAUGUUAUUUAUCAAAAAUCGUCUAAACAAAUAACUGUGAUUGAAUCAUUACACACAAUAAAUGAGCAGAAACCGAGUUACACUUAUAUUGGCAAUGAACUCUCAGUUAAAAAAGACCGAAAGAAGACAGCGUUAAAAUAUCUUGAAACAUCAAAAAAAAUACAUGCAAAAAAACGAACUUUAGAGAAAUACAGCACUGAUAAUGAAAAAUGUCAUUUAAGUUCUACGUGUAUACUAAAUAAUAAGCUGAAAAAAAACUUUUGUGUAAUCCUUCAACAAAAUAUCUCUCAAUAUGACCUUUUCCUCAUUAGAUUGGUCCCAUUUAUUAUAGAUUUUGGUAGAGUUGGUAUAUCUACGUAUGGCCAAAGAAGCCUGUUGAUACAAAAUCUAACAAAAUACGAUGUCUCAAUUAGUCUUUUGAAAGAUGAUUGUAUAUUAUAUACAGAGAACAAGAUGGUAGCAUACAAAACGAAACUCAAAUCAUUUACAGAACUAAGUAUAACAAUAUUUUGCCACGGAUAUAGUGCAGGAAACUUUGACGGUACGUUUGAAUACGUUAUAAACAAUAAGUAUCACCGAAAACAUCCAUAUACUCAGCAAGUAGGAAAUCCAACAUUAAUGGUGAAUGAAAAGAAUUUAAAAUUUGGAAUGGUUACUACUGAAAGUUUUAUCACUUCCGUACCCAUCAGAAUUUAUAAUAAUUUUAACUUAUCAGUAGACUUUAAAUGGGAUGACUUACAUCAAGAAACUCCAUUUGAAAUAAUUCCAAACACAGGAACAGUUCCUGCUCAUUCUUGUAAAUUUUGUGAUCUUCUUUAUAUUUGCAAAGCUACAAAAACGAAAACCCACGAGGUUAAUUUAUUUUCCUUGAGUACAUACACAAGAACUAUACCUCUCGAACUAAGUGUAGUGACGCGUAAACUAUCUAUAAAAUUUUUACAACCAGCGGUUGCAUUUAAAGACAUUGCUUUAAAUUUGGAAACUAUUGAAAAGGUAAAACUAGAAAAUUCAUCGAGGGAAAUGGCUCUUUUUCACGUUGUAGAGCCUUUAAUUCCGGGUCUUACUGUAGAACCAAUGUUUGGUUCUAUUCGACCAAAAAUGAUAGUGAGUUUUGAUAUCAUUGUUAAAAUUUCAUGUAUCUUAGAAUUUGCCUUUGAUAUCUAUGUAAAAAUAAAUAAUAAAGAAAAUGUUAUAUUACCUGUAAGUGGAAAUGUGGUAGAACCAAAGAUAAUAAUUCACCCGAGAAAUAUAUAUAUGCCGAGAGUGCCUUGUUAUAUGAUUACCUUUGUGCCAGUUACAUUUCAAAAUAUCAGCACUUUAAAAACAGUGGUAGAUGUAUUAGAUACAGGAGAUGAGAAUAUAUUUAAUGUAUACGUUGCUCAAGGAAAUGAAAAGAAAAGGAUAUUCAGAUUUAUAAUUGAAGGAGGCCAAUCAAAGACUGUUUUCAUAAAAAUUCACGAUAUAUACCGAAGAGAGUAUGAAAUUUAUGUCCCUUUUAAAAUAAAUGGCUUUUUAGGACCUCCAAAUAAUGAUGUAAACUCAACUGAAUUAAAGUAUUAUAUUGAAGAAUAUGAGAAGUCUUACGAAAAUAAUACAAAAGUUAAGAUUAAAACUUUAACUAAAGAUAUAAGUUUUUGUCGAAUAACAGGAGUAAUCACAGUGCCUUGGAUACAUUUCUCAGUUGACAAGUUUAUUUUUGAUUAUGUGCCAAAUGGAAAUAAUGCCAUAGAUUUUACUAUGACUAAUGUUUCUAAAUAUUACUUAUAUGUGACUAUUCUUACAUCAAAACUUUCGCCUAAUUUUACUUUAAAUAUACAUACUGACGAAAAUCAGUUUAUUGUAAACGAAAGCCAAAUAAAAUUUGAACUAGAUCGUGGGAGCGAAGCAAGUUUCUCUGUAAAAUUUCAUCCGAAAGGUCAUGGUAAAUUUGUAUCUGUUGCCUUGUUAUAUUUAAAUAAACAUAAUACUACUCCUUAUUACAACUUAACCUUUGUUGGCAAAAGGCAAGCUCCAGCUAUGAUUCCAGAUACUUACAGAAUCAUUUUUGCACCAUGUUACAUUGGUGAAAAAGACAUUCGAAUACUCAGGAUUAAAAUGGAAGGGCAAUCUGAAAAAGGAUUAUUUUCUUGUAAUUCCAAAGAAGAACCAAAUUUAACAGUGGAAAUUUUAAAUGCAGAUACAGUUCAAGAAGAUGAUGAUUAUUUUACCAUAGUCACUGUAAAAAUUUCAGUUUCUUGUAAAGUAUGUUAUGCACGUAAUAUAAUGCUGAAUUUUCAACAUCACAACGGGUCAGGAUGCGAAGUGGAAGUAUGUUUUUGCUUUACUUAUUGUGCACUGACUUUGCAUACACAGAAGUUCGUAAAACCUGAAAAUAAUCCUUAUCCAUAUUAUCCCCUAAAGUCACAAACUGAUCUGUUUAACUAUAUGGAAACAUGCACGGCAUUUUUAGAAAAAUGGAUGUUUCAACAAGGAUUUCGGAGAGAUUUAUAUCCGAAAAUUCCAGACACAUUUCACGCAAUAUCCUCGUCUAUUUCAUCUCAACAGGGUGCAGCGAAAUCAAAAGGAAUUAACGUUUCAUAUCUAAAUUUUAUGAGGAGGAUUGCAGGACCGCUAAUGAAACACGUCCGUAAAAUAUCUGUGGUUGGAGUUGACGAUUCAUUCAAAUGUGUUAAAGAAAUACAUGAUACUUACCGAGAAAUUAUAAGUUUAUUGCGUUCACGGGGGGCCUGCUUAUGGAUUUUACAGGCAAAAUUUUUGUUAAGUUAUGAGCAAUUUAUUAUAUAUUCAGAAAACGUUACCCCAAAAUGUAAUGCUGAUAUUAUUUAUACCCAAGAACUCAAAGAAAAUGUAACAUUAUUUAAUAGAUUAAGUAAACAAAGUUGGUUUGAUUUUAUUUUACAAAGCUACAAAGUUUUUGUGAUGGACAGUUGUUUUUUCGAAUGUAUUUGCAUGAGCUCCCAGCCGCGAGAUAUUGUCAAAAUACUAAUUGACUGGUUUAAUGAAAAUAUUGAAUUGCAACAUCAAAAACUUCGGGGGAAAGAAAAAGCAAUCAAAGUUAUUACAAAUAUAACUACUGAUUUAUCUGAUGGCAUAUCAUUCAUAUGUGUAAUAUUAAAUUAUUGUCCGUUUAUGGAAGAACACUUUCGGUUAUUCUGCGAAGCGGAUAAAAAUUACUCUGAAGGUGAUAUCAUCAAUAACGCAUGUCUUGUAAUAGAGGCGACAAAUAUAUUAAGACUUUAUUUUCCACUAACUAGUAAAGAUUUCUUGCACCCAAAUUAUUUGCUGAUGCUAUUUCUGUCCAUACAUCUAUAUGUCACCCUACCGAUGUUUAAGCCAAGAGAUUUAAUUAAAUUUAAUCCACCUCUGUUAAAAAGUUCAUCUAGACAAGUUGCGAUCAGCCCUACAAAUCAAGAAUCAUUGAUAUUUAACUAUAUCCUGUUAAACAAUUCAAAAAGUAAUUUCUCUGUUGAGAAAGUGUCUUCCACCGAAAAUGACAAAAAAAUGAAUAUAAGCGUUAAAUAUACAGCAAAUUUUGUGGAGAAAGAGACGGCAAUAUUGUUAGUUCAUGGUUAUAACAAGACAAGGAUAUUUGACACAUAUAUAGUUUUCUUGCUCCAUGGAUACGUAGGAUCGCUUAAUCCGCUUAGAAAGUGUAAAAUAACUGGUCCUUUAUACAGACCCAAUAAAGUAGAUAUUUUAGUGGCAUCACCGUUUUUAGUUACAACUGUAUACAGUCUAUUCUUAACGGAUGAAGAACCUACCAUACCAGUUAGUUUUGAGGAUAGUUCUGGGCCACGAUUCUGUGUCAAACGACUGUGUUUGAUUGACAAGGAAAUUAUACUUAUUGGUUUGCCAAAUGAAACUGGGCAGGAAAUACAGAAUCAUAAACUACAUUUACAAAUUACGUGUCUCAGUACUCAAAUAGGCAAUUCUUGGAUAUGGUUUAGAAGUGAGGUUGGAGAAUUUUUCGUUCGAGUUACAACGCAGCCUCGUUGGGACUUGGCUAUAGAUACAUUGCAAACAAAAGUACACACAUGGCCAAUAGAUCCCUGCAGUUGCGGUGAAGCGUGUGAAUGUUACAGAACGACGGUUUUGAUGAUUCCUCAUCGGAACGAACUAAUGUUAAAAUCGCUGCGGUAUGCGCUUCUUGAGAAUGCUUCAGAAGUAAUGGUUCAAGUUUUUGACCAACUUAUUGAAACAGUCACGGGUAAGAUUAUUUUGAGUAUGCUACUUGAAGAAGGUGGUACUAAUUUGUCGGAAGUACAGCAUAUACUAAGGAGUGAUACGACUUACCGAAUCACAUCGAGAGCUCUCCGACCUCGACUUGAGAGAGUAACUUUGGCUCAGCACACAAGCGCCUUUCUAGCUCUACCUGUUACAAUACCAGCCCAAGACAAAGCCGAAAAAUACUCUGUCACCUUUACAUCUGAAUGUGGAAUGGAUAUACGUACUUACAGAGUUUUAUUUAUCGAGUCGUAUAGCGAGUGAUAUUUAUGAAUAUAAUAUGAAUACAAACUUAAAUUAUAUUCUCUAAAUUAUAGUAAAAGAAUUGAAUAUUUA